AUGGAGGCAGGAAUAGGUUCUUCCGCAGCGAUCGGCGUUGCAACGCUCACAGCGAUUAACCAUCUGCAUGAACUCAAUCUAAGCGCGCUCGACAUCGCUCGAAUCGGGGGGAUUGUCGAGAACCGUAUCGUUGGCGUGCCGUGUGAAGCCGUGGAUGCAAUCACUGUUGCCGCCGGACAGAAGGAUACCCCACUUUCCAUCCGCAGUCAACCGAAUCAGAUACUUGAAACUGUUCCCCUCCCCCUGAAUACGAUAUUAAUCGGCAUCCACAGCAGAGCGCAACGGACCCUAACUAGUUCAGCCUAUGUUGAUGCACGUACCGCGGCGUUUAUGGGAUUGACAAUUCUCCAGAAGACCCUCGAUCUGGAGGAACUACGCGAUAACUAUCUAUGCCGGUUGUCCGUUAAGGACUUCCGUCAAAAGUGCUGGAAGGUCUUGCCGGCACGGAUGAAGGGGGCAGAUUUCCUUGACCGAUACGGCGAGACGGUUGAUCCCCUCAUAAAGGUGGAGCCUCAAAAGGUGUACGGUGCUUUUGCUGGGGCUUUAGGGGACAACUUGAGUGAUAUUAUUGACGCGCCCACAACGGAAGGGGUUAAGUAUGCGGGUUCAAAACUGAAACUCCUGCCUCACAUAUUGCAACUGGCAAAGAGGACCGAUGCCAAGACCGUCCUAGAUGGUUUUUCUGGAACGACGCGGGUGUCCCAAGCGUUUGCUAAAGCAGGCUACCAAGUAUUGUGCAACGACAUCGCUGCAUGGUCUGAGGUGUUCGGGGUAUGUUAUCUGCUCAAUCGCAAAAGCAAAACGGAUUACGUUGAACUGAUUGAAUACCUCAAUGAAUUGCCUCCCAAAGAUGGAUGGUUCACAGCGCACUAUGGAGGGAAUCCGUCGUCAGCACGGACAGAUGGACUCAAGAAACCGUGGCAGACCCGUAACACGCGGAAAUUAGAUGCGAUACGGGAGGAGAUCGAGCAGCUUCCCCUGACGAAAGUUGAAAGGGCGGUUGCACUCACAAGCCUCAUCCUCGCGCUUGAUCGGGUUGAUAGCACUCUUGGGCAUUUUGCUUCAUAUCUCAAGCAGUGGUCGCCUCGAUCUUUUAAUGAGUUGACUCUUGAAGUGCCAAAUCUCUUUUGCACCGAGGAACAGCACGAAGUGUCGCGUCAGGACAUCUUUGAAUUGGUAAACGAUAGAACUGUUGAUCUGGCAUACUACGAUCCGCCUUACGGGUCUAAUAAUGAGAAGAUGCCUCCCUCCAGAGUCAGGUACGCCUCAUAUUACCACCUCUGGUCGACAGUAUGCCUUAACGAUAAACCGGAGUUGUUCGGUAAGGCACUGCGGCGAAAGGAUACAUCGGACACUUUGGCUUCGUCUGUGUUUGAGGAGUUCCGAAGAAAUGGUUGCACAGGACGGUUCAUCGCGGUUGAGGCUAUUGAGCGGUUGAUUCGGAACACGCGCGCUCGAUGGAUUAUUCUCUCUUACAGCUCGACGGGACGCGCAACCGCCGGCGAACUCAAUGAAAUUCUUCGGGAUAACGGUUCUCUCGUUGAAGUCGUUGAAAUAGAUUAUAAGCGGAACGUGAUGGCGGGGAUGAAAUGGACCCACGAUUGGGUGCGGAAUGCCGAUCUGCCGAAUCGAGAAUUCUUGUUUCUAAUCGAAAAAGGCACUGAAGUCCUGAUUACGCCCUUUGAUGAGCAGGACCGUAUUGAUGAAGAUGGCUUGAGGAGCGUCGUCGAGUACAAUAUCAACGCCGGCGUCCACGGCGUAGUGAUAGCGUUCGCCACAGAGAUUAUGAAGCUCACUGAGGCGGAACGGUUGCAGAUUGCCAAAGUGGUGGUUGAUCAGACGCGCGGCAGGGUGCCGGUCGUGGUGAACACCGGUGCGGUCUCAACCGCUGCAACCGUGCAAAUAUAG
Geodia barretti is the source of this 1908-nucleotide messenger RNA. NCBI's taxonomy places the organism in Eukaryota, Metazoa, Porifera, Demospongiae, Tetractinellida, Geodiidae. The record is from the annotation of a GenBank genome assembly.